This is a messenger RNA of Anneissia japonica, 3101 nucleotides long. RefSeq names its product poly(A)-specific ribonuclease PARN-like. Gene Ontology annotation, molecular function: RNA binding; poly(A)-specific ribonuclease activity; metal ion binding. Gene Ontology annotation, cellular component: cytoplasm; nucleus. Bases 121 to 2094 code for a protein of 657 amino acids. The record is from RefSeq and is a predicted model, not a curated record. NCBI's taxonomy places the organism in Eukaryota, Metazoa, Echinodermata, Crinoidea, Comatulida, Comatulidae. Gene Ontology annotation, biological process: nuclear-transcribed mRNA poly(A) tail shortening. The transcript is spliced from 19 exons.
UAAACCUCUGUCAUAGGUCAAGUAUAUUUCGCGCAAGUUGUGAAUUCGUUUUAAUUUUUCGUUGUUUAAUGUUUGGCUUGCUCCUAAUUUUCGUCUGUUAUAAAUGAGUACAUCAUUGCUAUGGACGUCACACGUAAAAAUUUCAAAGAAGCAUUAGGAAUAAUAUCCAAUGUUUUAAAUGACAGCUCAUUUGUGUCUAUUGAUGGAGAAUUCACUGGUUUACACUACGACAGCAGAGUUAUUCCAAAUGCUUUCGACACUCCAGAAGAAAGAUACCAAAAGUUAAGACAAGGUUCAAUGGACUUCAUGUUGGUGCAGUUUGGUUUGUGCAUUUUCAAGUACAAUGGUAAAAGUUCAAAGUACACAGUUUAUCCUUUCAAUUUCUAUGUAUUUCCAACUCCUCUCAAUCGCCAUGCACCUGAUCCAAGAUUUCUGUGUCAGAGUUCUAGCAUUGACUUUCUUGCCACCCACAACUUUGACUUCAAUAAACUUUUCCGAGAAGGAAUCCCGUAUUUGACAUCCAACAAUGCUCAUGCCAUGAGAGAAGAGAUACUGCAGAAAUAUGCUGGGCAGGGAAUCAUAUUACCAAACAGCCCUGCUUUCCGAACACCUCCAGCUAAAGGUCCCGUCAUCAUUCCAGAUGAGCAUAAGGAGUUCAUCAAUAAUAUUGUAUCAAAAACAGAAGCUUUGUUAAAAGAUAAUGAUAAAACAUCAUUACAACUUGAUCCGUGCAAUGGAUUUCAAAGAAAGUUAAUUUAUCAGACUAUGGAAACUAAGUUUCAAACAAAAUUAAUAGUAGAAACGAAAACAGGAGAGAAGAAAGAACGCUACAUAGUAAUUACAAAAGCUACUUCAGAGGAUGACAAGAAGAAACGAGACCAACUUAGGAUGCAAGCAGAAUUGGAUGAGGUAGAAGAUGCUGUCGGAUUUUCAAAAGUGAUUGACAUGAUAUCGGAGUCGGGACGUGUUGUCGUUGGCCACAAUAUGCUUUUUGACCUUCUGCACACGCUCAAUCAGUUCAGUUGCCAAAUACCUGAGAAUCUUUUGGAGUUCAAGAAUAUGUCACAUUGCGUGUUUCACCGUGUGGUGGAUACAAAGGUUAUGGCAAGUACUCAUCCAUUUAAGGAAUUCAUCAUGAGUUCAGCACUGGGUGACUUACACAAGAGGCUUCAGGACAAUCCCUUCAUACCACCCACAAUAGAAAUGGCAUCAAACUUCAGCGGGUACAGUGAAGGAGAGAUGCACCACGAGGCAGGUUACGAUGCUUAUCUUACGGGUCAGUGCUUCGCAAUAAUGGCCAAUUACCUUGGAACCUUCAUGGACCCUCCAAAACAACGUGUUUCACCAUCGUCUCAGUUUUUGGAACCAUUUAUGAACAAAAUCCAUCUGAUGCGUAGCAAUGACAUUCCAUACUUGAACUUAAAUGGACCAGAUUUACAGCCAUCAAGAAACCAUGUGUUCCAUGUGACUUUCCCUAAAGAAUGGCGUAUAGGUGACCUUCAUCGGUUGUUUUCCCCAUUUGGAUCCAUCUACGUCGCCUGGAUCAGUGACACGGAAGCAUUUGUCUCAUUGUACAAAGUGGCAGAAGCUUCAGCAGUUAUGAAAACCAUUACCAAAGGAGAGGACUACACAGUUGUACCGUACAAUGACUAUAAAAGAGAGAUUUACAGCAGCGUGGAUACAAACUUUGAAAAAGAGAACAAAAAAAUCGACCAACCGCAAGAUGGUAAGACAAUGACUGUUGCAGAUAUUGAGAAAGCAAACGUGGAUGAUCCUGGGAAGAGAAAGAGACGCAUUUCCUCCUUGGAAGCUGAUGCCGAGGUUGCUGAUUUGAUGGAGACCAAGGCAAAGAAACAGAAACCUAUGGAUCCAAACGCAGCACCAUUUGUAUCAAGGAAGGGGGUAAAACCUCCAUUACCAGGUGUCACAGAGGAGGGCGAUGUUGAUGUUGAAGAAGCUGGGAAAGGGGGUGAAGAUGAGGUGAAAGAAAAGGACACAGAGGAAGGAAAAGUUGAACUGAUCAAAACCAAUUUUACCAAAGAACCUGUUGAAGAUAAAGAUGUGAAGAUGUUUGAAGAACCAGAAACUUGGUGAAUGCUGCUGCAUCAUACCAUAGAUAGAAUCAACUCGGAGGAAGAAAGGCAGUCGCAUGAAUUAUGACAAUGGUGUCCCAUUAAUGUUUGAAUUCCACAGUUUUUCUGUAAUGUUAUUUGAAUUGUUCAUAUUCAUGUUGUAUAUCAACAGAGUACUUAUUACAAUAAACAUUUUUGUAUUAAUUCCGAAAGUUUUUAAUGUGGAAUUAUCUAUUUUGGUUAUUUGUUUACUUUUAAAGGUUGUGGUUGUUGUUGAGUAAUAUCUGUAAUUAUAAUUACCUUUUAAUUUGCUCAAUUCAAUUACAACUCUCUUGUUGUUUGAUUUUUAGUUUUUAAUUCUUUAAUUUUUUACUGGUCUCCAUCCAAUUGAAGACAAAUUUUGGGAUAAUAAAGAUAAAAUACGUUUGUCAAUAUGGGACAACAGAUAAGUGGUCUUUAAUUGGAGGUAGUCCUUAAUUGGAGGGUUUUUAAUUAGAGGGAGAGCUAUAUUUAUGUUUCAUAAUAAAUAUAAUAAUAUGCCUGAAGAAUUCCAUCUGGUUUUGUAUAAACUAUAGCUUUUGGAAAAAGAAAGUGAUUCGGAGAAAAGGAGAAUAAUAGAAUCCAUUUGCAUAAGAAAACAACCUAAAAGUAUGAACAAAGGUUUAGAGUGUAUGAACUUUAGCACAUUUAUGUCAAUAAAAAAAAAAGCAAAGACCAAGGGCCUAGGGGAAUGUUCUACCAUCAAUCACCGGAUGUUAGAAUGCGUAACUGAACAUCAGGGAUAAGACCAAUCCCAACUUGUAAUCAGUUUGAGGAAAGGUACCUGAUUGGACCAGAAACAUCACCGAGGUAACAUUCAUUAUUGUUAUCUCAUAGGUUGUAAUAAAAUGAAAAAAGAAACAAGCUAAUAGUAUAACUACACAUCACAAAUUGAGUUUUCCCAAGUGUUUUUAGAUUUUCUAUUAUUUUCAUUCUGCAGACAUUGUAGAUGCUUUUUUGUAUUUAUUAAUAAAAGUGUGAGAUCAUAAA